Messenger RNA from Nematolebias whitei (Rio pearlfish), 1808 nucleotides. Its product is annotated as inositol-3-phosphate synthase 1-A. NCBI's taxonomy places the organism in Eukaryota, Metazoa, Chordata, Actinopteri, Cyprinodontiformes, Rivulidae. Gene Ontology annotation, molecular function: inositol-3-phosphate synthase activity. The transcript is spliced from 11 exons. Gene Ontology annotation, biological process: phospholipid biosynthetic process; inositol biosynthetic process. The record is from RefSeq and is a predicted model, not a curated record. The coding region runs from base 92 to 1756 and encodes 554 amino acids. Gene Ontology annotation, cellular component: cytoplasm.
GUUCCGGUAUUGCGGAAGUGAAUGAAGCCGGGCAGGACUGGUUCGUUUGAAUUAGCUGUUGUCAUUUUGCAGUGUACUCGAUUCUGCAGCCAUGUCUGUGAACAUCCACAUCAACAGCCCUAAUGUGAAGUACACAGAGACACACAUCGAGGCUCAGUAUUCUUACCAGACCACAUCAGUUCAUCAGGAGGGGAACAAACUCACGGUGACCCCUUGCACCACCCAGAUGACGUUUCAGACAGAGCGGCACAUUCCACGGCUGGGCGUGAUGCUGGUGGGCUGGGGAGGUAACAACGGGACCACCGUCACAGCUGCCGUCCUGGCCAACAAGCUGGGACUCACCUGGAGGACGAAGAACGGAGAGAAGAAAGCAAAUUACUACGGCUCCCUCCUGCAGGCGUCCUCUGUUUGUCUGGGCUCAGGCCUGGAAGGCGAGGUCAACGUGCCAUUCCGGGACCUCCUGCCCAUGGUGCACCCUAAUGACAUCGUCUUUGACGGUUGGGAUAUUUCCUCAUUGGAUCUGGGCAGUGCAAUGGAGCGAGCUCAGGUGCUCGACUGGUCAUUGCAGGAGCAGCUGCAGCCACACAUGAGCUGCCUAAAACCUAGACCAUCCAUCUAUAUCCCAGAAUUCAUUGCUGCAAACCAAGAGAGUCGUGCAGACAAUGUCCUCACUGGUACUAUGGCAGAGCAGAUGGAGCAGAUCAGAGCUGACAUAAGAGACUUCAAGCAGUCCAGCGGUGUGGACAAAGUCAUUGUUCUGUGGACGGCCAAUACCGAGCGCUUCUGUGCUAUCAUCCCUGGCGUCAAUGACACGACCAAGAACUUGCUUGCUGCAAUCCAGGUGACAGCAGAGAUUUCUCCAUCCACUCUGUUUGCAGUCGCCAGUAUACUGGAGGGCUGUGCCUACAUCAACGGUUCCCCACAGAACACCUUCACUCCAGGAGCCAUCGAGCUGGCUGUCCAGAGAGGCGUGUUCAUUGGCGGCGACGACUUCAAGUCCGGCCAGACCAAGAUCAAGUCAGUUCUUGUGGACUUUCUGGUCAGCGCAGGUAUCAAGCCAACCUCCAUCGUCAGUUACAACCACCUCGGCAACAACGACGGGAAAAACCUGUCGGCCCCGCAGCAGUUCCGCUCUAAAGAGAUCUCCAAGAGCAACGUGGUGGAUGACAUGGUGCAGUCCAACCCCAUCCUCUACCAGCCUGGGGAGAAACCUGACCACUGUGUCGUGAUUAAAUACGUCCCAUAUGUGGGAGACAGCAAGCGUGCCAUGGAUGAAUACACCUCUGAGAUAAUGAUGGGAGGGCUCAACACGAUCGCGCUGCACAACACCUGUGAGGAUUCUCUGUUGGCCAGCCCCAUCAUCCUGGACCUGGUGAUCUUGGCUGAGCUUUGUCAGCGUGUGACUGUGAAGCCUCAAGGAGAGGAGGACUUUCAGUCCUUCCACAGUGUCCUGGCUCUGCUCUCCUUCCUCUGUAAGGCCCCUCUGGUGCCAGCGGGGACUCCGGUAGUCAAUGCCUUCUUCAGACAGAGAGCCUGCAUAGAAAACGUCAUGAGAGCUUGCCUUGGCCUUCCUCCUCAGAACCACAUGCUGCUGGAGCACAAGCUGCAGAGGAACUUCCUGACUACACACACAACCUACAUCAACAGCGACGUGGCCACGCUGAAAAAAGCCAUGCUUGCCAAUGGGCAGCAUGUCCCUGUGUCCCUAACAAAGGGCAUAUACAUUCACGAGAGGGACACAGCUUGUGCUAUGUAAUGCUUAAUAGAUUACUAAAUACCAAAGUAGGCUUUAAACUUAGAACUACUGU